UUUUGUCUUCUUUGCAGAUACCAAACUGUUCGACAACGGCUUAAAGUUGGAUAUUUCCAGCUAUCCGCACAUGAACAUCAGAAUGAGCACCAAGGGCAAGCGUCCGCUGCGGAGCUUGACACCUAGUGACAAGAUACAUGCCAUACAACGCAUACACGAUGGGGAGUCGAAGGCAUCUGUGGCUCGAGACAUUGGUGUUCCGGAGUCUACAUUGCGCGGUUGGUGUAAAAAUGAAGAUAAAUUACGUUUCAUGUCACGGCAGUCAGCCUCGGACAAAAUGGCAGCGGAUUCGCUGUCUGAAAAACUCGAUGGGUCCAGCGUGCUACUUGGCGGUCCACCAGAAAAACGUCAAAAGUUAGACUCAUCGUUGCCAUUGAACUUUUCCAAUAAAAUAAAAUUCGAUGAAAUGAACUUUAAACGUUCACCCAUCAAUGGUUUGGAUUACAGCACUAAUAAAGCUUUAACCGAUCUAAGUUUUGGUAGCUUGACACCUGAUUAUGUAGCAUUCAAUGGAGCUGUCAAGAAUAAAGUUUUUGGUGCUGAUAUAUCACGUCAAACUGAUCCUUCAAUUGCCGCUAUAAGCCCGCUCUCCAGCUUAUCACAUCUCUCUGGUCUGACUGGCAUCACACAGUCUCCCUUAGCCAUCAGUUUUAAUGAACUCACAUCAAAUCUCAAUUUACUGGCGCAAUUGAAUCCCGGCCUGGCUGCGAUGUCAGGUUUGAAUAGCUUAGCAGCCACUGCAAAUACCUUACGUAAUGUAAAAACCAGACCCCAACCACAAAGCCCGCACAGCGAAAAUAGCGAUCGUCAGCAAGGUAUCGCCGUCAAGAAUUGGGCCAAGCAAAAGCCUAACACUGGUUCAAGCGAAUCGAAUUACGGACUCAACUUGAGCCAAACUGAUAAAAACAAGAUUAAGUGUCCAAGUCCUUCUUUGGCACCAUCAAUCGGCGCUAACUUGCCGCCAUUGCCCACUAUCCCUGACGAUCCACUACUCUAUUGGUUAAAAUCACAGCAAGCAAUGUUAGGGCUCAAUAACAUAUAUCCUCCACAUCAAAUCGGUGCUACAAGCCCACCCAUCAGGUCAUCCACACCACAGCUGCCAAGCACACAUGCAAAUACACCACCUACUUCCACCCCACUGACACCAUCAUCCACUCCGUCUGGCAGUCUCGAUGACAAAAAUGCUGCCUGGUUCAACUGGUGCAAAGCAUUCGGCGCUAGUCUCAAUUCACUCGCACCAGCAACAGCAGUUGCUCUACAAACCAAUCCCUUGCAACAAUCACAAUCAUCUUCCGGAAAUCCAACUAGCUUAACUAAUCAGAAGCCACCUUUCGAAAAUAUUCUAUAUUCGCAACUGACAAAAGACACCAGUAGUCCAUCCCUACAAAGCACUAGUUCUGUCGACAAUAUGCACAACAACGAAGUCACUAGCAACGCCGAUUCUACCAGCAAACCCGAAGAUCUCUCAGCAAAGUCUGCGAAAACCAUCAGUCCAGCACCUAGUCUUCCAACUCCAGAUCAAAGUCCCACACAAACUCACACACCAACACCGAGUCCAACGCAUAGUCCAGUCAGGCGUUCCGAAGCAGACACGGUUACUAGCGCUAACGAGGGGAGUGCGGGCAGCGUUGCCGACUGCAAAGAUGUACUCGAUAAUUUACUUUACAAAAUAAACAGCAAUCCAAGUUCAGCAAUACCAAAAGUUGAUACACCCGGAAGCAUGGAAGUUAGCAACGAUUCCGAUCUUAGCUACAAUAGCGAAGGACAAACGAACAAUAACGAUAUUAGUGCAAAUAAUAAUAACAACAACAACAACUCCAACAAGACCGAUGAAGAGGAACGUAUCAAAUUCGGUGACAUCAGCGAUGAAGAUGAUGACGAGGCUAUCAAGCAUGGAGAAAAGUUCUUGAAAUGGUUGGAGAACUGCAGCAAUCCGCGUGUAACCAGUGUGCAACUAAUGCAGCUAAGAUUCUUGAUUGCCGCUGUCAAGUCCAACGCUGAUCCGAAAGCUAUUAAGGAGUGCAAUAACUUGGCUAGCACGUCACUGUCAGAAACAGAGGAUUCGGUUGAAGAGACCUGCCGCAAUAAGGUUCGUCGUCGUAAAUAGGAUCAACCAAAACUGGCAUCUACGGAGCCAAGGCAAACUGGUAAGACACAAAGCAACGACUUAAUAAAAACAAAAAUAUAUGCCCGCAAUUCAGAGAAAUUGCGACAGCUGCCAAGUGGUCCCGGCACAGAUGAAUUUCAACGCUAUCAUCACCAAUUCACCCCAGCCAUUUACCAAUCCUCUGCUACUCUGCUCAACUCGCUAUUCUUCCCGCCCUAUGAAUUUGUACAGUGCGACUUUCUAGAGGACGACCAAGAUGAUUGCCAAAUAACUGGCGAAUAUCAGCAAGUAAAUGAAAUUGACGAAACUUGAUCAAAUUACUGAAUAACAUUGACUCAUUUAAUACCACAUAAUAAUACUAUAAUAUUAUUAUUAUAUAAAAAUAUAU
Teleopsis dalmanni is the source of this 2495-nucleotide messenger RNA. Its product is annotated as protein distal antenna-like. The transcript has a single exon. The record is from RefSeq and is a predicted model, not a curated record. Gene Ontology annotation, molecular function: DNA binding. The coding region runs from base 71 to 2107 and encodes 678 amino acids. NCBI's taxonomy places the organism in Eukaryota, Metazoa, Arthropoda, Insecta, Diptera, Diopsidae.